GGAUUUUGUAUUCUCUGUAAGAAACACACUUAUAGAAACUUGGCGUACGUAGCCAAUGCUACCUCUCGUCCCUAUUGAUAGGACGAACCUAUGCAGCCCGGUAUACACCUCGCCCAACUAACCAAACCAAUAUGCGUAUGUAGCUAGGCAAGUAUUAAGUCGGAGACAAGACGUUUCUUCUGCGGCUUGCUGAUGCAGAUUACCCGCACGCUUCGCCCUAUCUCGACUCCUCGAGGUGUCUGCCUCCAUCUUUUUCUCUCUCCAAUUUUUGGUUUUCUGCUCCAUCGCUAUCGCUUACCUACCGCCUCCUCCAUUCCCCAUUCCCCAUUCCCAUUCUUCUUACCCCCGGAGAGAAUACCCGCCAGGGCGAGGCGGAGGAAAAAAAAACCCCCCAAAGAACCCUUUCUCCAAAAAGUUGCCGAACAAUCCACCGUAUUACCCUCCCCCCAUCUCUGUCCGUCCGCUGUCCGGCUAAGUCCCUCCACCACCGCGCGCCGCCUCUCUCGCCGUGCGUAUACGUACCUCUACCUGCCUGCCCACGCGACUACCUGUCCUCGGCUCGCCUACCCGCGAGUCAGGUUGCCGUGCUGGCGGAGCCUGGGGGGAGGGGGAGGGGCUCUAGAUACCUACGGCACAUCUUGUCCUGUGUCUGUAGGAUAUGUGUGUGUGUGUGUGUGUGUGCCCUAGACGUACCUACCUACCUCAUAGACCUCUCCACCAUUACCCACCGACGUAGAACAGCCAGCCCCCCCUUUCCACUCCCCGGGCUCGGCUCGACUCGCUGUCCCCGCUGCGUGCAUGCAUAUAUAUAUUGCAUCUGUACGCGGGCUCGCAAGUACCUAGGCAGGUAUACGCGUGCGCACGUACCUCCCUCCCUGUAUUCGGUACGUACGUCCAACGUACUCGGAGCGACGCCGCCCUCUUGCUGGGUAGACGGUGGCGCGCGCGAGAGAUAAGGAGUGGGACCUGCU
Messenger RNA from Durotheca rogersii, 971 nucleotides. RefSeq lists its product as uncharacterized. Bases 193 to 687 code for a protein of 164 amino acids. The record is from RefSeq and is a predicted model, not a curated record. NCBI's taxonomy places the organism in Eukaryota, Fungi, Ascomycota, Sordariomycetes, Xylariales, Xylariaceae. The transcript has a single exon.